AUGACUUUCUACCGGAUCUACAUCAGGACUGCUGCCAACUGCACGGCUCCGGCCUCUGCCCCGCAUCGCCAGGCCUCCCCUGCAGAGUUCCCGCGGGACUUCGCGCAGUACCGAAGGACCGCCUCGUGUCGACAGGCCUGGGCAGUUGCGGCGCAGGUGUUGCUGGCGGCGUGCGCGGCGGUGACAGCCGCGGGAGCGCAGGCGCCGUCUGGCCGCAAGGCGCCCUACGACAAGUGCUCGCACCCCUUCCACGCGUGGCUCUGCCGGCCGCCGCCGCGCGCCCAGGGCUCGGCGCGCUUCUCGGACCCCGUCUCGCCGCCCACGACGAGGAGACCCCCGCCGCCCCCGCCCACAACCACGGCCCCUCCUCCUCCCUCGACGACCCCGGCGCCUCGUCAGGGGGGCGAAGUCUUCCCCGAGGCGGCCCCUUCCGACGGAGGGCUCGUCGACUCGCUGCCCUUCCCCGCCCCCGCCUCGGCGCCCACCGUCCCCCCUCCUCCCCCUCCCCCCCCGCCGGCGCCGCCCUCCACCACGCCCUACGACAAGUGCUCGCACCCCUUCCACUCGUGGCUCUGCCAGAAGGCCAGCCGCCCCGCCACGCCCGCGCCCCGGACGGGCAGCGAGCUCUUCCCCGAAGCUUCCUUCCUGACCCGGCGGAAGCUCUGCCGGACCCAGCUCCCCUGCCGCCCACGACGCCGCCCCCGCCCCCGCCCAGCCUACGACAAGUGCUCGCACCCCUUCCACGCGUGGCUGUGCCGGGCGGCGCAGUCCCGGCCCCGCGCCCCCCGCCCCACGCCGCCCCCCGCCUCCACGCCGGCUCCUGCGGGCGCUGGGGUCUUCCCCGAGGCAUCCAACCCCGCCCCGGAGGCCUCCCAGCCCCUCCCCCAGGAGCAGGCCCCGCCCCUCCCGCGUCCCCCUCCCCCCCCAAGCACGACCCCCCCUCCCAGAACGACCCCGUACGACAAGUGCUCGCACCCCUUCCACGCCUGGCGCUGCACCAAGCCGACGAAGGCGAGGCAGCCCCCUGCCACGGAGGACCCCUUCCCUGCGGGCGGCCUCCUAGACGCCGAGCCCGCCAACGACCCUGCGCAGGUCCGAGUGCCGCUCCCCGCCCCCGCCCCCGCCCCCGCCCGUCCGCCCCGCCCGGCCCCGUCCGGCGCGGAUUCCUCUCCCGCCGCAGGAGGUCUCUCGGCCGCCGAGCCUCAGCGCCCCCGCACCCCCCCGGAGCCGGAGGAGCCUCAGCCCGAGCCCGAGCCCACCCGGGACCACAUCUGCAGCCACCCCUUCCACAGCUUCCUGUGCCAGAAGCCCAAGCGGCGUGAGUCCGCUGCCACGGCACGCCCUCGCCCUCCGCCCCGGCCUGCUCCCACGACGCCGCCUCCGCCCGCCGAGGAGCCUGCAGCGUCCUUCCUCGCCCCCGAGACGCAGCAGGAUCCCCCGGGCGCCCGAGGAGACUUCCCGGACGCCCAGGCAGCUCCUGCGCCGGCGCCGCCCCCUAAGAGCGACCACUGCAGCCACCCCUUCCACGCCUUUCUGUGUCGCCCGGCGGCAGGACGCUCGAGGAGACCGGGGGCGCCGCCCAGCAUUCAGAACCUGCCCCUCGAGAGCCACGGCGGCAAGGAUGCCCCGCGAGGCCGAGGUGAUUCCUUCGGGGUCGGCUUCCGGGGCCCGACGCCCGCCCCGACGGGCCAGUCCACUUCCAGCAACUUCAAAGUUUUCAACAACGAAAAAUCAGGCUCAGUGAGGACAGUGCCAACAGCAACAGACAUACCAACAGUCCCAACAGUACCAACCGUACCAACAGUGCCGACGGUACCGACAGUACCAACAGUCCCUAACCGGAUACAGAAUAUCCCCUUUAACUUUGGAGCUGCGUCGGCGCCUUCUGCUGUGUACGCGCCCUUGACCAGGGCCGGCGACCACCACUCUGUCGGCCAAGGAUCCCCCGGAGAUCAGAGCUCUGGCUUCGCGUCUUUCGCGCCGCCCCCCGAUGGCCGUCGGGCGGUGCCUCCGCGACUUCUGCCCAUUCUGCCUUCUGGCGGCCUGCUCACCUUCGCUAGGGGCGGCGCCCUCGUGGCCUCAGGAUCCUCUCCAAGCCGUCUCACGCUGGCUCUACCAGGGGGUCACGCUCAGCCCCUGCACGCACGCCAUGCUCGCUCAUAG
Molecule: messenger RNA, 2163 nt
Organism: Penaeus monodon (black tiger shrimp)
Lineage: Eukaryota; Metazoa; Arthropoda; Malacostraca; Decapoda; Penaeidae
Product: vegetative cell wall protein gp1-like
Exons: 4
Coding region: 1-2163 (720 amino acids)
Source: RefSeq, a predicted model, not a curated record